CUCCCAAGACAAUGGGACUCUGUCUUCGCCCUAAUCAGUUGCAUGUUUUCAUGCUAAAGGAGCUAUACCUCACCAGAGUAUUUAAUUACUGGUACUUACUGGUACUUCAUAUCAUCUUGAUUUGGAUCUUAACAGUGGUCAUUUAUAUUAAAAAGUGUCUGGAUUCAAGAUCUGUGUGGAGAUUUGGAGGAGUCCAAGAGACUGUGUUGGACAAAGAUGGAGGGCCCAGACAUCUAAGAGAUAAAAAUCUGAACAAUAGAGGUGAACCAAUAAGCAAUGUAUCUGUGGUCAGAUUGUUUUUGUGCAGCAGGUCCAGGCUUGCUCCAUUUCUGAAGAGUCACCACACCACCUGUAAGCCAGCAGAGAUGGAAAAGCUCAUGGAGAAUGAUGUAUUUAUGGCCUUCUCCACCUAUGCUGCUAUUGUCAUUCUGAAGAUGAUGCUGAUGGCGCCAAUGACUGCAUACUACCGCCUCACCAGAGGGGCAUUUGCUAAUGAUGAAGAUGUGAGCAGAAAACCUGCAGAAGAGAGGAAGAAGCUUCUGAGAGCCCAUCCAGAUGUAGAACGAGUUCGAAGGUGUCAUCAGAAUGACCUGGAGAACAUAAUCCCCUUCGUGGUGAUCGGUCUUCUUUACGCUCUGAGUGGCCCUGAACUUUCGACUGCUCUGCUUCACUUCCGCCUCUUCACUGGCUCGCGGAUCUUCCACACCAUUGCUUACGUUGGUGCUCUGCCUCAGCCCAGCAGGGGUCUGUCCUGGAUGCUGGGCAUGCUGGUCACCUUCUCCAUGGCUUACAGGGUGCUCAGUACAGUUGUCCUCCUUUAAAGAUGACAACUGGACCAGUAGACCUUGAUCUCUUCUACACAAGCUUACAUUCCUAUGAUACCUGAACUUGUUUUUUACUUCACUUUCUAUGAGCUUGAUUAUUAAACAGCCAUUGUAUUCAUUUUUGCCCUCCCUGUAACUUGCUGGAACUGUGAAUGGAAAAUUUAGUUUUAAUAAACUCAAUAAAUCAA
Molecule: messenger RNA, 1012 nt
Organism: Lates calcarifer (barramundi perch)
Lineage: Eukaryota; Metazoa; Chordata; Actinopteri; Centropomidae
Product: microsomal glutathione S-transferase 1
Exons: 6
Coding region: 12-821 (269 amino acids)
Cellular component (GO): membrane; mitochondrion
Molecular function (GO): glutathione transferase activity
Source: RefSeq, a predicted model, not a curated record